Messenger RNA from Candoia aspera, 3744 nucleotides. It is a transcript of the gene RPS6KA4, whose product is annotated as ribosomal protein S6 kinase A4. Gene Ontology annotation, molecular function: protein serine/threonine kinase activity; ATP binding; magnesium ion binding. The coding region runs from base 285 to 2597 and encodes 770 amino acids. Gene Ontology annotation, biological process: regulation of DNA-templated transcription; intracellular signal transduction; peptidyl-serine phosphorylation. NCBI's taxonomy places the organism in Eukaryota, Metazoa, Chordata, Lepidosauria, Squamata, Candoiidae. The record is from RefSeq and is a predicted model, not a curated record. The transcript has 17 exons.
UCGGGGGGCGGUGGAGGAGCGAGCGCCGCGGGAAGGGGGUCCCCUGGCCCUCCCCGGGGCGGGUCCCCGGAUUUUUCCUGCGCUUUCUCCUCCCCUCGCUGGGCGCUCGCAUUCCUGCCGCUUGACUCAGGCCUGGAGGAGGCGGCGGCGGCGGCGGCGGCGGCGGCGGGCGCUCGCUGCACCAGGAAGCGUGCGGCCCGCAGCAUGUAAGGCGAGCGGAGGCAGCGCGAGACAGGCGGAGGGCGAGGAAGGAGGAGGAGGAGGAGGAAGGAGACGGGCCGGCCAUGGGGGACGGCAGCGAGGAGGAGACGGUGGAGCUGCCCCUCACCAACGCAAACUUAACUGGGCAUGAUGAGGAGAAAGUGGGAAUGGAAAAUUUUGAACUGCUCAAGGUCCUGGGCACUGGAGCCUACGGGAAGGUGUUCCUGGUCCGUAAAGUCACCGGCCACGACGCCAACAAGCUUUAUGCCAUGAAAGUGCUCCGCAAAGCCGCCAUCGUCGCGAAAGCCAAGACCACGGAGCACACACGUACGGAGCGCACCGUCCUGGAACACGUGCGCCAGUCCCCUUUCCUUGUGACGCUGCAUUAUGCCUUCCAGACGGAUUCCAAGCUCCAUCUCAUUCUCGACUAUGUGAGCGGAGGUGAGCUGUUCACUCACUUGUACCAACGGGACCAUUUCUCGGAGGACGAAGUACGGUUUUACAGCAGCGAGAUCAUUCUGGCACUUGAACACUUGCACAAGCUUGGCAUCAUUUAUCGGGAUGUGAAGCUGGAAAACAUCUUGCUGGACAGCGAGGGUCACGUGGUGCUGACAGAUUUCGGCCUGAGCAAGGAAUUUGUGACGGAGGAUAAAGAACGGACUUUCUCAUUUUGCGGCACCAUCGAAUACAUGGCUCCUGAGAUCGUUCGCAGCAAAAGUGGACAUGGCAAGUCUGUGGACUGGUGGAGUUUGGGAAUCCUGGUCUUUGAGCUGCUGACUGGCGCGUCGCCCUUCACCCUCGAAGGGGAAAAGAACUCACAGGCGGAGGUCUCCAGGCGGAUCCUGAAGUGCAGCCCACCCUUUCCAUCGCUCAUUGGCCCCGAGGCGCGCGAUCUGCUCCAGAAGCUCUUGUGCAAAGACCCCAAGAGACGUUUGGGGUCCGGCCCGACGGGAGCCCAGGAGAUCAAAGAGCACCCCUUUUUCAGGGGCCUGGACUGGGUCGAAUUAGCAGCGCGCCAGGUGAAGCCGCCGUUUAAACCUCUCAUUCGCCACGAGCUGGACGUGCGAAACUUUGCGGAGGAAUUCACCAGCUUGGAGCCCAUCUAUUCCCCAGCUGGGACCCCUCCCAGCCUAGACCGUGUCUUCCAGGGAUAUUCCUUCAUUGCCCCGUCGAUCCUCUUCAACCGCAAUGCUGUGACCGCAGACGUACUUGAGGCAGCACUUGAUGGGGAGCGUCCCGGAAGCUCGGCUGUGGCCCGCAGCGCCAUGAUGAAGGAUUCCUCGUUCUUCCAGAAAUACGAGAUGGACUUGGUGGAACCCCCCCUGGGCGAGGGAAGCUUCUCCGUAUGCCGCCGUUGCCGACAUCGGCAAAACGGGACGGAGUUUGCUGUCAAAAUCAUCAGCAAGAGGAUGGAAGUGAACACCCAGCGAGAAGUGGCGGCUUUGCAGAUCUGCGAAGCCCACCCAAACGUCGUCAAGCUUCACGACGUCCAUCACGACCAGUACCACACGUACCUGGUGAUGGAACUGCUGCGGGGCGGGGAGCUUCUGGACCGAAUCAAGAAGAAGCAACACUUCAGCGAGUCGGAAGCCAGCCAGAUCAUGCGCAGCCUGGUGUCCGCCGUCAGCUUCAUGCACGACUCGGGGGUGGUGCACCGAGACCUCAAGCCCGAGAAUAUUCUGUACGCGGAUGAGUCGGAGGGCGCCCCCGUGAAGGUGAUCGACUUCGGCUUUGCCCGCCUCUGCCCUCAGAACUCGCAGCCCAUGCAGACGCCCUGCUUCACCCUGCAGUAUGCGGCGCCCGAGCUCCUGCAGGACGGAGGCUACGAUGAAUCCUGCGACCUCUGGAGCCUGGGGGUGAUCUUGUACACCAUGCUGUCUGGCCAAGUCCCCUUCCACAGUAGCCAGGAAGGCAGCGCAGCUAGCCACGCCGCGGAUAUCAUGCACAAAAUCAAGGAAGGGCAAUUUUCCCUGGAGAGCGAGGCUUGGAAAAACGUUUCCGAAGAGGCAAAAGAGCUGGUUCGAGGUCUUCUCACGGUGGACCCUGCCAAGCGACUGAAAAUGUCCAACUUACGCUACAGCGAGUGGCUCCAGGAUGGAAGCGCCCUCUCUUCCACCCCGCUCAUGACACCAGACAUUCUCGAGAGCUCCGGACCUGCUGUGCGAACGGGUGUCAACGUCACGUUUAUGGCCUUUAACAAGGGGAAGCGUGAAGGGUUUUUCCUGAAGAGCGUGGAAAACGCCCCUCUGGCCAAACGGCGCAAGCUCAAGAUGUCGAGUACCGGUGCUGAGGGCCGCCGCAGCAGCAGCAGCAGCAGCUCCUCGUCCUCCUCCGGGUCCUCCUCCCGCCCCCCCAAAGCCAAGGUCCCCGCCAUUCGCCACGAUCCUCCCUCGUAGCAGCCCGGGGAAGGGGCUGAGCACUGAAAAGCUGGAUGGGAAAUGGGUAUUUAUUGUCUAUGUUGCUGUUCGGGGAGGGGGAACACGGCUUCCACUCCCCCCCCAUUUCCACCCCCCCCCCAUGAUGUGGUAUCUUCAUUUAGGAUGGGGCACAUUUUGCAGUUAAACGUGACCGUUCUCUGUCGGAAGGGGAAGGAGGACACGGUGGGGCCGGGCAGAGACGGCGCUGGUCCGAGGGCCCUUGGAGGGUCUGGCAACAACUCGUUUCCCGCUGCUGGAAGCGCCCCCUUAUUUCAGCGCCAAAUCCGCAUCUGGUUCCACAACCAGCCAUCCCAUUGCGAGGACGUAGUGGGGAUGUUCCCGCUAGUUUGAGGUUUUCGGAGACUGAUCAGCCUAGGGAAACGUGGGGAGCGUUGCAGUUUUGUUCCCUAACCUCCCCCCCGGUCAGUCCCCCACUUUUCUGCACGUGAGAGGGCUGGUCCCUUUUCCCGAGCCCUUGACUGGCAGGUAGAGGCGGGAAGAGCACAGAUGAGUAACAGGCUGCAAAUUUCCCAACAACCAGCAGAGGGCAGAAGCUCUUUUUGUCCUCUGCAGGUGGUUAGCUGCGUUUUUGAUUUAUAAUUAAAAUUGAAUUAUAAUUCAAAAAUCGAAUUAUAUUUGCCUAGCUAGUAAUUGCUGGGUGGGAAAGGGGUUGUUUUUAUUAAUGAUUGAUGGCAUAUUUUUUUUGGUGUAAGCAGUGGUAGGAAUGGAGUUGCUCAUUCUGAGGCCAAAACUGCACACUGGGGGAGAAGGGAGAAUAUUUUCUCCAAUGGAAUUCCCUUUUAUUUUAUUUUUUAUCCCCACACUCCUGUGUCUGAUACAGAACUUUAAUAGGCAGAGCUUAGCGUCAAGAUACGUUCAGGUUCGGACGUUACGCUAAGCCGUUUCGACCAUGGUUUAGGGUUAGUUUGCAUGUCGCACUAAGGCAAACCCAACCAGAUCACAUGAUAGGUUGGUGCAAUCAAGGGCGCAGCAUCGAGCUGGUUGACUCCUGAACCUCAAACUGUUGUUUAAAAACACAGGAGCAAAAACACUUUUUUUUUUAAUGGGCAAAACCCUAAAUCCCAUUCUGAGAAGGAUGGUAGGGUUAAGGGAUAGAUAGAUAUAA